This is a messenger RNA of Pistacia vera, 702 nucleotides long. RefSeq lists its product as uncharacterized. NCBI's taxonomy places the organism in Eukaryota, Viridiplantae, Streptophyta, Magnoliopsida, Sapindales, Anacardiaceae. The record is from RefSeq and is a predicted model, not a curated record. Bases 1 to 702 code for a protein of 233 amino acids. The transcript is spliced from 2 exons.
AUGGAUCAUCUUUGGUUUCACCAUAUUAUUCUCCUCUCAGAACCCACUUCACUUCUUGUCCCGAAAACACACUCACCAACACCAAACCCUUCUUUAUUAUCAGCGCCUCUAGAUAUUCAAGACCAAGAAAAAUCCUCAGCUUCAUCUCCGGUUUCGCCACUGGUCGAAGACUGUAACGAUGAAGCUAAAGAAAAGGAAGAGGCACUGAAAGAAAGACCAACGCGAUUGAAUAUCAUUGCAGGCAGAGCCCGCUCACACUCUUCUUCACCAUUAACUAAAAAACGUCCGAGAAAUUUAAGACGCUCGGGCUCAAUGAUUGUAGGGCAGAAGUGGAUGAGCUGUAGGAGCUUGUGGGAUCUGGAACUUGAAGAAGUGAAAGGGUUUAUGGAUCUUGGAUUCGUAUUCAAGAAAGAACAUUUAAACCCUCAAAUGAUUAGCGUUAUCCCUGGUUUGCAAAGAGUUGGAAGUUACAAAAAUAAACACAACAGUGAGAUUGGUAAAGAUGAUGAAAUUGAGCAAGCGGCAUAUGAACAUGAGAGAGGUAUCAUGAGACCAUAUUUAUCAGAGGCAUGGCUAAUAAAGAGACCCGAUUCACCACUUCUAAAUUUAAGAAUUCCAAGAGUCAUUGCAGCAGCUGAUAUGAAGAAACACUUAAAAUCCUGGGCCAAAACUGUUGCAUCAGAAGUUCAGCAAGCAUAUUAA